Molecule: messenger RNA, 3818 nt
Organism: Dicentrarchus labrax (European seabass)
Lineage: Eukaryota; Metazoa; Chordata; Actinopteri; Moronidae
Product: sodium- and chloride-dependent GABA transporter 2-like
Exons: 15
Coding region: 225-2009 (594 amino acids)
Biological process (GO): sodium ion transmembrane transport
Cellular component (GO): membrane
Source: RefSeq, a predicted model, not a curated record
CUGUCCCUCUUGCUCUUUCUCUCUCCCUCAUUGUCAAACAAACACAGCUCUCUCAAACGUCCACUCAUGGGCUCACUCGUGGUCAGAGCUGAGAAGAACACUUGUCCUGGGGAGACUAGGGGAUCUAGACUAUUAAAAGGCACCAGAUGAAUCACACCUAGGGCUAAAUGGAAGCAUAACACAGAACCACAGACUACUGACGAGGAGCAAUCUUUCUCAGUGUGAUGGAUAAGCCUUUUGGUCCAGAGGUCAAGUUCAGGCUGGACAUGGGCACAGCACAUCCUGCACCCAGCAUCCCGGCGAGAGGACAGUGGUCAAGUAAAGUUGAGUUCCUCUUGGCUGUCGCAGGACAAAUCAUAGGCCUAGGAAAUGUCUGGAGGUUCCCCUAUUUGUGCUACAAAAAUGGAGGAGGGGUGUUUUUCAUCCCUUAUGUGCUCUUCCUCUUCACCUGCGGCAUCCCCCUGUUUCUCCUGGAGACGUCUCUCGGCCAGUACACCAAACAGGGAAGCAUAACCUGCUGGAGGAAAGUUUGUCCCCUUUUUGAAGGGAUGGGUUAUGGCAGUCAGGUGGUUGUUUUAUACUCCAGUAUCUAUUACAUCAUCAUAUUGGCCUGGGCUUUCCUGUAUCUCUUCUUCUCUUUCAACUCUGAACUACCUUGGGCGAGUUGCAGAAACAGCUGGAACACAGAGAAUUGUGUGGAGUUUGAUCGAAGGAGUAUUUAUUUGAAUUUGACUGUUGAAAAUGCAACAUCCCCAGUGAGAGAGUUUUGGGAGAGAAGAGUUUUGAAUGUCACAGGAAGUGUCCAUGAUUUAGGCAGCAUACGAUGGGAGUUGGCUCUGUGUCUUCUGUUGUCCUGGAUCAUCUGUUACUUCUGUGUCUGGAAAGGAGUAAAGUCGACCGGAAAGGUAGUUUACUUUACUGCCACAUUUCCAUAUGUGAUGCUGGCGGUGUUGCUUGUUCGUGGACUCACGUUGCCUGGGGCCUUGGUUGGGAUCAAGUUCUACCUCUACCCAGAUCCAUCCCGCCUGGCUGACCCACAGGUGUGGAUGGAUGCUGGCACACAGAUAUUUUAUUCCUAUGCUAUUUGCAUCGGAUGUCUAACUGCACUUGGCAGUUAUAAUAAGUACAACAAUAACUGCUACAAGGACUGUGUGUACUUGUGCCUUCUGAACAGUGGGACCAGUUUUGUAGCUGGCUUUGCCAUCUUCUCUGUACUUGGAUUCAUGGCAUAUGAGCAGAACACAGACAUAUCAAAAGUGGCAGAGUCAGGUCCUGGCUUGGCGUUCAUUGCCUACCCUCGAGCAGUCGCCAUGAUGCCUUUCCCUCAGCUCUGGGCGAUAUUCUUUUUCAUUAUGAUCAUCCUGCUGGGACUGGACAGUGAGUUUGUAGGUCUGGAAGCUCUCGUAACAGCAAUUUCUGACCUAAAUCCUUCCUUCUUCCACGUUGGCCAUCGACGUAAACUUCUUCUGCUUGCUAUCAGUGUCGUUAGUUUCUUCAUUGGCCUUGUAAUGGUUACAGAAGGUGGACUGUACAUAUUCCAGGUGUUUGACUACUAUGCCUGCAGUGGGAUGACUCUACUUCUCUUUGCCACACUCCAGUCUUUGUGUAUUGGGUGGGUUUACGGUGCAGACCGGUUUUAUGAAAACAUAGAGGAAAUGAUUGGAUACAAGCCUUUUCCCCUGAUUAAGUAUUGUUUGAAAUAUGUCACUCCAGUUAUAUGCAUGGGAACUUUUGUUUUCUCCUUGGUAAAAUUCACUCCUCUGAAGUUCAACAGCACAACUGAGUAUCCAUGGUGGGGUUAUGCUCUCGGAUGGUGGUUCACUCUCUCCUCCACACUCAUGGUUCCUCUCUGGAUGGUGUACAAUGUGAGCAUCACUCCCGGUACACUGCGACAGAGGAUCGCCAUUUUAUGUACUCCAGCCAAAGACCUUUCUUCAAACAAAUCAGAGAAGAAAGCUCUUGGACUGCUCGACAUAACCUCAUCUCCUGACACCAUGGUGUCUUUAUGACAACAGACAACUGAAGCAGCUUCAGAUAUGCUAAACAAGCGUGAAGCAUAAGGAAAAACUUGCCCUCAAUCCAGUAGUCUUAAUCCAAGUUUCUUUUAAAGCAGUGGUUCACAACCUUUUUGAUGUUUGACUUCUUAAAGCAAAUCAAUGUUUACUCGUAACCUCCAGUCAAUGGUUGCACCAGUUGGAUGCAACCAGUUCAAUGAAAGGGUUUUUUGGGGCUUGAAAUGCUUAAAAGCAAAGAUUAAAGGUAAGUCUGAAAGAAAUGUACUUUUGUGCAGCAGAAAUAUGUUUUUUGUCAUCUUGUGACCCCCUCAGCUUUAACUUUCAACCCCUUGUGUUAGUCCUGACCUCCUGGAGGGGAAUCACUGCACUAAAGGAAUGGCUUGAAGUUUAUGGUGAUUUCACUUAUUAUUAAGCACUACAAAGUUUAAAUGCAGACUCAGACAGAAAAGGAAAUAUUUUCAACAAUAUCGUUUCUGAGAGAUAUAAGCUCAAAGGUUCACUUACUGUACAGUGAGUACAGUACAUCGUUUUCUCGUUGGUUUCUGAGCUUCCAGCCAUGGUCUUCAUUCAGCCACAGUUGUCAUCACGUGAGCUCCAGCUGCAUCACUGACAGCGAGCGUGUAGGGCUGAAACUAAUCAUUAUUUUCAUUAUCAGUUUUUUUAAUAGUUGUUUAGUUUUUAAACAUUUAUUUUAAAGUUUCCCAGAGAGUGAACAACAACAAAGACACUGAAUUUAACAUAUUUUAAAACAGCAAAUCCUCACCUUUGAGAAUCUGGAGUUUUGUUUAUGCAAAAGCAUUUAAUUGAUUAGGAUUCAAUUGAUUGACAAUUGAUUAAUCUCUUAGUUCUUUCAGCUCUACUAACAAGUGGACCUUAAAAUUAUCUUCAUGAGCCAAAGGUCAUGAAUGAACAUCAUGCUCAAACGCAAAUUGACAUGUGAUAUUUUAAAUUGUUACUUAUCUAAAGAAAAGGGUAUUGAAUAUGAGAAGUAAUGAGAAUAUGGGUGUUCUUAGUUCUUGGUGUUUAGUUUAGUUUUAACUAGGUUGUUUAACUAUUCACAGUAAAACAAACAUUUGCCAGAUAAGCCAUACGGAUUGAACACUAAGUCACUUUUUGGUCACUGUGAGUGACGUGAAUUAAAUUCCAUUUUGUCAAUGUAAGCUGUAAAUUAUAACUAUUAAAGCAGUGACGUGAAAAAAUAAUCCACCAAUAAGUGCACCGUAGCCGACUGAGUCACCAGGCUGUCCCAACGCGGUUCCUGACCUGUACAGAGUACUUUUACUGUAUAGACGUGCUAGUGCUGCUCGUACAGGGAGGAAACUAGUUUGGUGUUUGGUGUUAGAUAAAAACAAAACGGUAGUGCCAAACAAGUUGUAUUGUGAUGACUGAAGCACCAAAUGUAAAAGAGAAACAGCGUGCAAACCUGUUGGCUGUAACAGUCAGAAACAGAAAAUAUUUUAUGAGUCAAAUAGAUUAUAUUUUUACUGUAGUCUCAGCUGUAAGCUUGUUUGAUUAUAGUUUUUAUACACAAUACUCAUAUAUCAAGUUUUGCAGAUUCAUCAUUUUGUAUCCUUUUUUGUAUCAUAUAUCAAUGAAAUUUGUGGCAAUAGUUCAUUGUGUACCACGUAAAUGCUGUAAUAUGACAUUAUUCACAUUUAAGGAUCAAUCAAAAUUUGUAUUUUAAAAGAAAAUAUUUUCAAAGGAUAUGUGUACCAGAAACCAUGUAAAUUUGUGUUUAAAUUGACAGUGUCACUUUUUAUAUUACUAGUUGUUAAUAGUCAAUAAAUCAUGAACAACCAGUUA